AUGCCCACCCAACGAGAUGCCGACUUCAUCAUCUCUGCAGGACGUACAGCCGCGUUUCUCCAAUUUUUCACACUUCCCUACCGCGACCUAUUCAGCGGUAAUACGCGUCCGUGUUCUUCGCUUUCUGCCCUGCCUGAUCAAUCAGAUCACCCUGUUCUCCUGGCUAGGACUCUCUUGUACCUCGCCAACGGUCUUCAGAAUCUUCAUCCGUCUACUCCGAAUACGCAUCUUCUUAAUCUUGACCGGCCAUUGGAGGCCAUGAUCGGGUUCAUCCACGCGGCUUCACUGGUCACCAAGGACGACGAGCUCAUGUGUUCCUUGGAGGGUCUCGAAUGCCUGAUCCUCGAAGCUGUGUUUUACACCAAUGCGGGUAACCUCCGCCAGGCCUGGCUAAUCAUCAAGCGAGCGAUCGGGCAUGCCCAGCUCUUGGGGCUCCAUCGUAAUCAGCCUAAGAGCUAUGCCAUCCUCGACCCGACGUCGAAGGCAUCGCCCUCCAUCAUGUGGCAUAGGAUUGUUAGUCAAGAUAGAUACUUGUCGCUCAUGCUAGGUCUCCCUGCUAACACAGCGAGCUCUGCAUCCCCUGAAGUAGCUUUCGUGCCAGGGGAGUGCCCUAGCGGGUAUCUUGAGCGCUCCCACUCCAUAUUAAUGGGGCGCAUAGCUGUCAGGAAUGACGAGGAUCAAGGUAUACAUGACCUCUCCAUCACCCAAAGCAUUGAUCGAACAAUUCAGGGAGCGGCCCAAAGCAUGCCUCCCGAGUGGUGGUUUCUGCCUAACACCAGAAACAAGCACAUGUCUGUUAAGCCGGAUGGCUCACAAACCCUGGAGGGCAUCCUGCGUGUGCUUCUUCAAAUCACACACUUCAACCUCCUUAUCCUUCUCCAUCUUCCAUGCAUGCUUCGAUCAUCUGGCGAAAGCCUCUACAACUACAGCAAGGUCGCAUGCGUGAAUGCCAGCAGAGAGCUUCUGAGCCGCUACGUCAAGUUCCGAUGCAUGAACCACAAUGCCUUUUGUUGUAGGAGCAUCGACUUCUCAGCUUUCACAGCCUGCCUGGCUCUUGUGCUAGCGCACAUUGAGAGAUGGCAACGGGGGACAGAGGCGGUAGACUUCCUGGCCCAUCAACGGUUGAGCGAUCGGGCUAUAGUCGAAGAAGCUGUCGAGCUCUUCUUGGAGGUGAAUGGAUCAAGCAACGAUGGCUUGCUGGAACACACUGCUUCUAUACUGAGGUCCUUGCUGGACAUGGAGGCUGAUGCUGCCGCUCAAGCGACUUCCCCAGUUGAUCUCAUCGCUGCAGAGACUCAUCACUCGCGUCGCUGUCUAUAUCUCAAGAUACCGUACUUCGGAGCCUUGACUAUCACUCGUCAUGGGAUGUCUUCAAAAUCAGCAUCGGUCGCCUCCUCACAUUUGACCCCCUACGCAACAGAUAGAGAUUUAGGGAACACCGAUUUUCGCAUAGUCCAUCAACAAUACUUCCUAUCCGACGGCCCCUGGUCGCUUGAGCCCGCAUUUCUCCCCAAUGACUCCGAGCAAAGCACCCUGUGCACAGGUCUGCCUGCCAAUCCAGAGGAGUGGUUGCUGUACCCCCACGACGGUGGUCAUAUUGGCGAGGAUACCACCUGUCCGCCCGCAGAAGUUCCCACAGAUAUACCAGAGGUAUUGGCGUAUUCUUGGCCGUAG
Molecule: messenger RNA, 1674 nt
Organism: Colletotrichum siamense
Lineage: Eukaryota; Fungi; Ascomycota; Sordariomycetes; Glomerellales; Glomerellaceae
Product: Dehydrocurvularin biosynthesis regulator
Exons: 1
Coding region: 1-1674 (557 amino acids)
Biological process (GO): DNA-templated transcription
Molecular function (GO): DNA binding; zinc ion binding
Source: RefSeq, a predicted model, not a curated record